AUGCUGAGUCUUGCCUCUCUCUGCGUGUCCGGUAGCCAGGCUGCUGCAGCUGCUAAAGCUUCUCCUGAAUCUCGUUGCCCUUCUGGUUCUGGGUCUGAAUGCCCCCCUACUGCACCUGGUGUUGUCCCUGGAUCUAGUGGUUCUUGUCCUACUGGUACCCAACCUUGUACUGUUCCUGAUGCUGCCGCUGCUGCUGCUACUGGUUCAUGUUCUGGUGUCUCUUGUACUCCUACUUCUCAAGAUGCAUCAGUUGGUAGUAAUGGUGGUGGGGAUCGAUCUAAAGUAACAGCACCUGAGUUAACAGGAAAAGCAGGUCAAGCUUCUGCUGGCGAAGUUGCUGCUGCUGGUGAAGGAGGUCGCGCUGGUGCUCAAGCUGACCAGGAAACUCCGGUACAUCAAGGUGAACAAGAGGCUGCUGCACCAACUGAUACUACUGGGAGACCUGAGGCACCUGCAAGUGAACCUAACACUGGAAACAGCAGCAACAAUGAAGGAAGUGGAAGUGAAACAUCACAACCUCCAUCUUCUCCUAACGGUACAGCCCCAGCGAGUGAAGCUGGUUCUAAUCCCGUAUCGAAUGAGAACGAACGUACAUCUGAAGGGAGUGAAGCAACAAGUACCCAAGAAGGUGAUGCAAGUAAUACAGACACCACCACCACCACCACCACUACCACCACCACCACAACAACAACACUUCCUCCUGAACUCACAAACAACAAGAAGGGUGAUGCAGACAGCAGCAGCAGUAUCAGCAGUUCUGUGUGGGUACGUUUGCCACUACUGAUUGUGGUUACACUGGCCUGUAUUCUUGUGUGCUGA
This is a messenger RNA of Trypanosoma theileri, 819 nucleotides long. RefSeq lists its product as uncharacterized. NCBI's taxonomy places the organism in Eukaryota, Euglenozoa, Kinetoplastea, Trypanosomatida, Trypanosomatidae. The coding region runs from base 1 to 819 and encodes 272 amino acids. The transcript has a single exon. The record is from RefSeq and is a predicted model, not a curated record.